This is a messenger RNA of Zophobas morio, 4232 nucleotides long. It is a transcript of the gene sr, whose product is annotated as early growth response protein 2b. Gene Ontology annotation, biological process: regulation of transcription by RNA polymerase II. The coding region runs from base 109 to 2196 and encodes 695 amino acids. The record is from RefSeq and is a predicted model, not a curated record. Gene Ontology annotation, molecular function: DNA-binding transcription factor activity, RNA polymerase II-specific; RNA polymerase II cis-regulatory region sequence-specific DNA binding. The transcript has 3 exons. NCBI's taxonomy places the organism in Eukaryota, Metazoa, Arthropoda, Insecta, Coleoptera, Tenebrionidae.
CUCAUUCACGUGUCCGUGGCCGAGCAGUGCAGUGCCGUCGCCGUCGAGCUCGAGGUGCGAAGUGCGGCAUGGCAGCGGGGGCCCGCUCCGGUGCCGGGCGCCUCCACGAUGAUGCUAGCUCUGACGAUGCGCAGGGAACACGACGACAGCAGGAGUGAGCGCGACGACGCCGUCCCCGCGGCAACAGGUGGCGACGAGUUCGUGGACAUACUGCAAGUGCAACAGCUGCUGCUGGACGGGGGCAGGGGCCGGGAGCCGCCCCCGCCUCCUCCGGACGGACGCGCCAGACUGCUGGACGCUGCCGCCUUCGCCGCCCCGCCGUACUACUACGGACCGACGGGAUAUGGACAGACGACGUCCAGCGUCGACGACCUCGUCGCGCUCUGGUUCGCCGCCGGACCUUCUUCGGCUGCAGGCGGGCCAGCGGCGGCGAGUCUCCCCAACCCGUCGGCCACCAUGAUCAUGGACGGCCUGGACACGCUGCCCGCACAGCACCAUCACCAUCACCAUCACCACUCCGCCUUCCUGCUCACCGAGUCGGCGGCCGCGGCGGCCGCGGCGCACCACUUCAACGUGCUCAGCUUCGACACGUGCCUCUACAAGAGCGUCGCCACCACGGUCGACUCCGGCGGCAGCCCCGCGCCCGCAGCCGCCUGCACCGCCGCCGACGAGCCGCCCGCCCCAGAGGCGCAGCCGGGCGACCUCAACACGCCCGUCACCACCUCGGGCGACAUUCCCUCCUUCUUCGGGCCCUCCACCGUCGUCGAGCCGCCGCCGAUCACAGGCUCCCUAGACCCGGAGGAGCUCACCUUGGACCAGCAGCAGCAACAGCAGCAGCAGCAAGCACCCCAACAACAACCCCAGCAGCACUCCGUCAGUCCGCACCAAUCGCCGUCGAGCAGCCAUAUCGGGGAGCGAGGGACCCCUCAAGAUAGCGCGUUGAGUCCCAGCCUUCGCGAAGAGGAAAACACGAAUCACAGCACCCUUAGCAUGUAUCCGGCGACGGGUACGUCGCACGCGAGCAGCAUGGGUAAAAUGCACCACCGGAGCGUUUACACGUCGGCGUCGAGCCCGGGCAUGUCGGGCAACAUCCAGAUGCAGCCUGCCGGAAGCCCUUUGGGCAUGAGCUCGCAGGGCAUGGCCCAUUCGCCGUCAGCCGUGAACCCGUGGCUGCUGUCGAGCGGCGAUAAGCCCAUCUACCCGGCGAUGUUUGGGCUGCUGGGACAGGGCAGCUCGCAGUCCCCGCAGCAGCAGUACCCCUCGGCGACGCCGAGCCCCGCCGGGACGCAGUACGACGACCGGUCGCAGGCCGAGCAGCUCAUGCUGAGCAUGGACUGCGGAAGCCUGAAACAGCCCCCGUCGUACCCCAGCUGUUCGGCGACGUCGACGAGCCUGCAGCUCGAGCUGCAGCAGCAGGACUUGGUGUACUCGCGCGUCGGCCAGCCGCUCGUGGCCAGCACGGCCAAGUACCAAUGGGACUCGCAGGACUACGGCAGUCCGCAAAGCUCUAGUGCGUUAGUGGUGCCGGGCGCGUCGAACCUGGUGCCGAAGCAGGAACCGUUCAGUGCGGGGUGCUCGAGUGAGAUCGGACAGCAGACGUCGAACUCUGCGUACGGUGUGCAGCUGGCCGAGUACAACCCCUCGACGAGCAAGGGGCACGAGAUCCUCUCGCAGGUAUAUCAGCAGUCACCCAUCCCGCUGAAGCUUGUCCCGGUGAAGCCGCGGAAGUACCCGAAUCGGCCGAGCAAGACGCCGGUGCACGAGCGGCCGUACGCCUGCCCCGUGGAGAACUGCGACAGGAGGUUCUCCCGGUCGGACGAGCUCACCCGCCACAUUCGCAUCCACACGGGCCAGAAGCCGUUCCAGUGCCGGAUCUGCAUGAGAUCCUUCUCCCGGUCGGACCACCUCACGACGCAUAUCCGCACGCACACGGGGGAGAAGCCCUUUUCGUGCGACGUCUGCGGACGCAAGUUCGCGCGGAGCGACGAGAAGAAGCGCCACGCCAAGGUGCACCUGAAGCAGCGAAUGAAGAAGGAGAGCAAGAUGGGCCAGCAGCAGCAGCAGCAGGGGGCGAACCAGCCGCCGCAGCAACAGCACCACCACCUGCACCCCCAUCAGCAGCACCACAUGCACGCAAGUCACACGGUCACCAGCGAGGACAGUCUAUCCUUGCCGGUGGUGACGACGACUCUGUGAGAAUUGCCCACCGCCGAGCUAUCUGCCGGCGAAUGUGUUCUCUUCAUACGCGACGACUGUGAUCUCGGCACCGACUCCGCUCGGCUCAUCUACGUGCGAAUUGAAUGAAAGAAAACGCACUACGCGCGACCUGAACCCAUGAUCUCCUCCGUUGGCCCUGCGCCCGUCUCAAUGGCGUAACUAGAGGACGGUUUGCAAGGGACCCGGCACACGGUAAAUUGACGCUCAUAUUUUUGCAGAGGCCGAAGCGCGGCGAUCGCAGGCGCACGCCGACGACGACGAUCGAAAUUUAUAAGAUUUUUUUAAUAAAUUAAAUACAUCGACCAUCGAACGCAUUUUGGACCCCGACGGAUCGUGCGCUCGCCGACGCGCGACGGCGUCGGCAGACCACAGUAUGAUGUGAAGGCAAAUUAGCUUGCUGGGUCCCUCCCUGGUUACGCCACUGGCCCGUCUACGUGUGUGCCAUUUGUGUCGAUUUAUAUUUAUUCUCGUGGACCUCAAGGAACAAAGUGUCAGUGUAUGUAUGUAUGUUUUUUUAAUACAUGCUAAACCGGCAACUCGAGCCAGUUCUAUACGCUGCCAGACUGAUUUUUGCACUGGUUGUUUGAUAUCAGAUCCUAUUUUUGUAAAUGUUUCGAUUUGUUGAUGUAUCUAUAUUUUAUUGUGUCCGAGACACCUGAUUUAAAUAGUUCUUAACAUUAGAGACAAGAUAACAAAAAAAUGGCUUUAAUUAAUAAUUAAUAGGUAUUAUUAUAACUGUUUUAAACUUGUUGCCAAAUAACACAUUUUAAAACUUUUUAUACAUUCCGUACUAGUGUUUUUUUUUUUCUUUUUAUAUUAUUAUAGAUGAUAUAUAUGAGAACAAAAUUGUUGAUCGCUUAAGUUGUAAUUUUUUUUUUGUUAAUGCAACAAAAGUUGUCAAUAGUCCAAUUCAAAGUCAAUACAAGUCUCCAAACGCACACUCUGAACAGGAAAUUUCAGGACCGAUUGACGAACUUUUCUUGUAAUCGUGUUUAUAAGAGAGAAGCUGUCUUAUCGAGAAUGCCUUAACGAAGUGUCUUGAGCAACUAACAUGUAAGAUUAGCAAAACAAAAUCCAGUCGAUUAUGCGAGGCCAUAAGUUGUUCAGCAAACCAUAGUUACCAGCAGUGUUGGGAUUUCGUUUUGUCUUUUAAUUUUCCUUGAUUUUUUUUUCCGUUAAUUGAACCUCUCACACGCAGAAACUUAGAUCAUUUUCGUCAAUUUUUAUGUUGUGUAGUUUCGUUUCGACUAGCUCAGAGUCAGACCGCGUAAAUUUCGAUUUGUUCCCAACACUGGUUACCACAGUCGAGAGUGUUGCGACGGAUGCAAGUCCGGCGCAGUUCUCUCCGUUGAGCACACCUAAAGUGCACUCUAGUAGAUGCCAUGAGAGUUUACGACUGUCCUUCUACCCUUUAAUAGUAUCACACCCCGCAUCAAGAAUAUCUAUGUUAGUUGGUGGUGCUGUCCACUCUAAAAAACAAGCGUACAAAUACCAUAGGCCUAAUUUCAUUCAACUAUUUACUAUUAUAAUUAUAUACCAUGCGGAUGUAUAUAUUAAAAAAUUUGUAAAUAGCGACUAUCAGAAAUAACGUUAACUCUUUGUACAUACUAUUGAAACAUUUGAUUGAUCUUUUAAAGAAAAAAUUGUUGAACCCGGCUGUUGUCAUAAUUGUUGUUGCAUGUGCCCGAGGGCGCGAUUUUGAUUACUCCCUUCCAUUGCACUUUGAUGACUAUAUCUAUUUUUAUAUCCCGAAUAUUAGAUGUUACCUUUAUCAAAAGCUGUUUAAGAAAUUCUUAUUCGACUCAUGAGGCUGUUGUAUUGUGAAUGUGAUAUUUGAAUACAUGGAUAUUGUAAAUUAUUAUCACACAAACAUCCCCUAUUUAUUUGUACAUGUUGUCAAAAAGAACUUCAGUUGUUAUACGCAUUAUAAGAAAAAACUGUUCAAGUCGAUGUAUUAUAUUCAUAAGUGGUUGUGCUCAGCUCUAUGAAAUCUCACUUGAUCAGACAAAUAUAAA